GCGCGGCAGACAGUGUUCGCGCGUCGACCUAUCGAGACGGUUAUCAAGCGGCUAAGUUGACUGAUUUUUUUUAUUCGACAAUAAUUUUCAACGUUUCUAACGUGUCGUUAUCGUACAAUUUAAUUACUGUGUGAAACAAGUUUUUUUUUACGUUGAACGCGUCGUGAUAUCGCCCACUUGUGGGUUUGAUUUUCCUUUGUUUGGAAGCGAGUACGAGUUUCCGCGGUAUUUGUGUGCAAUUUUUGGUUUAGUAUUCUGGAGAUUGAAGUGAUUUUGUUAGUGAAGUGAGGAAAAUAUGGAACGACUCAGGGGAAACGCCAAGAUGAUCCUGUGGAGCUGCUUCUUCGUCGUUGUCGCUGUUUCUGCACAAGGGUACAAUAAUCCGACGGUGGAGGUCGAGCCGAGGGAGAAGGUUGUCGUGAAGGUGGGAAAACCCCUCAGGGUGAUGUGCAGAAUUGGGGUGCCUCUUGCUGGAUGCAGGGUCGAAAUACCCGGACUGGCACCCAUUAUUCUCAAACCCAAUCAGCCAUCGGACGAUGGUAUCAGCUACGAUGGGGCUGGGCUUGAGACUGGGCAGUGUGGGGUUACAAUUGCUAAUGUCAAGGAUAGUUAUCAUGGAGAUUUCAAGUGCGCACUCCAACCCGCUGACAGCAGGAGUGAGACCAUUGGAUCACUCAAAAUCAUCGUUGCAAAGCCACCACCAAACAGACCUGAACUCCUUCUGAGUCAGGCACCAGGGGAGAGAUACAAGAAGGGAGACAGAAUUGAAAUGAGCUGCAGUGCCCUAGCUGGACGACCCAGUGCAAACGUCAGCCUCUUCCUCGACAAUGAGACACUCCCACGAGACAAUUCACGUUUUGCUUACAAUACAAAUGAGGACUCAAUGGCCACAGUAAAUGCUUCUCGUAUACUCGAUUGGAGUGAUAAUGGAAAAUAUAUUCGUUGUGUGGCUGAACAUAUUGCGUUGGACACACCCAUGGAGGCUCACAAACAGCUGCAAGUUUACUUUCCACCCCAGGAGCAACCGACAAUCGAACGCUUCGGUUACGUUAUCGGACGUGCAGGAAUCAUAAAUGCAACAGUUUAUGCGAAUCCGAAGCCAAACUUCGUUUGGAAAGUAGGUGAUGAGGAAAUAACCGAGGGGAGAACUGAUCAAAGCCAACGUCUGCAGACCACAACAGCGAGGGAAACGAGACCAGGACAGUGGUACGUGGAAUUAAAAAUCGACAGUGUUCAAAAAAUCGACACUGAAAAAUUCUACGUUCUGGAGGCACGAAAUCCCGAGGGCACAACUAAAUAUCACUUCCGACUCUCAACAUCGCCUGUACCUGAAGGUUUUGAUCUCGACGCGGGCUUCAUAAUUGGAAUCGUCGUUGGAAUUUUGGUGCUCCUCCUUCUCAUUUCCCUCAUUAUUUUCGCCCGCGCGACUGGUCGUUGGUGCUUCGCAGGUGGAUCAUCUACGAGGAAUAUCGGCGAAUCAGACAUAGGAGAUCCGGCAGCGAGCAUUAGACUCCUCCGCUUCCACAAACCGAAAACAGGCGAUGCCACUAGUGGGCAAAGAAGCGACACUGAGAGCGCUGGACGAUAUUCGAGGAGUGAGACUGAUGGGGGAUCUGGAAGACCUAAGAGACCCAGGAUUAUGCUGUCCCAAUUGUUCAAGAGGAAUAAGGAUAAAGUCGCUGGCAGUGAUACUGAUACUAUGAGAACUGUUGUCACUGUUGAUGAUGAAAAGACCCCAGAGUCAGGCGAUGUGAUGCAGAAGAACCAAACGGCUGAGGGUGGUUUAGUCUACGCUGAAUUAGAUUUGACACAACGAGAGGCAACACCACCUAGACGUGUCAGUGAAGAUAAGACAGAAUACGCAGAAAUUCUGUACACAAAAACCGAAAAGAACAAUGAGGAAGUAACUGAUAAAAAAUAAAAUCUCCGCAAUCGCUAGAGUAGCGAUCGAAUUCCAAAAUUACUCACAAAAUUUUCAUUUUUCCAAUCAAAAAUGUCGAAUGAGAUGAAAUUCAAAUGAUAAUCACCACAAGACUAACAUGUAGCAAUACCUACAUUAAUAAUGUCAAUAUGCAAUGUUAAUAAUAAUUAAGUGCUAAGCACUCAUUUCAAUACACCGACAAAAAAAAAAUGUAUACUAAAACCGUCGAUUCGCGUAAUCAAGCAUUGAAUUAUGUACUUAAUCUAUUUACCCACAAAAACAAGUUUUAUAAUGAUUUUUUGUACAUUCUGUUGACAAUGUGAGAGUGAUAACAAGUGAUUGAUUAAUAAUUAUUAAUUAGUCAUUGGGUUGAAGUGAUAUUUUCAUGAAGUACAAAGUUGGUGGAUAAUCACUCGUGUCACUCUCAAAUUGACACCCUUUAAUCUACUUAAUGUAUCUUACAUGUAAUGAUUCAUUCCCAUGAACAAAUUUUAUUCGUGUCUAUAAUCAA
Molecule: messenger RNA, 2432 nt
Organism: Fopius arisanus
Lineage: Eukaryota; Metazoa; Arthropoda; Insecta; Hymenoptera; Braconidae
Gene: Fas3
Product: fasciclin 3
Exons: 11
Coding region: 296-1921 (541 amino acids)
Source: RefSeq, a predicted model, not a curated record